This is a messenger RNA of Mytilinidion resinicola, 2143 nucleotides long. RefSeq lists its product as uncharacterized. The record is from RefSeq and is a predicted model, not a curated record. NCBI's taxonomy places the organism in Eukaryota, Fungi, Ascomycota, Dothideomycetes, Mytilinidiales, Mytilinidiaceae. The transcript has 7 exons. Gene Ontology annotation, molecular function: zinc ion binding; DNA binding. Bases 187 to 1866 code for a protein of 559 amino acids. Gene Ontology annotation, biological process: DNA-templated transcription.
ACCCUUCAAUAUCCCCGGCGAAUGCUGAUAAUGCUUAUUCAUACAACCCUUCGCCUUCCAGUGUACCUUCGUCGGGAGCUACCACUAUCAAAGGAAAUCAAUUCCGAUUUCUCCACACAUUAGCACCGCCCAUAUUCCCAGACCAUGAUCCAAGUGCUCAGUCGACCGCUAUUGAAGGAGUGCUGAAUGACAAGCCCUGGUCAGGAGCCGUGCCGUUCUUUGUCGGGCAUAGGAUAUGUCCUGAAUAUCUUAGAGCCCGAACGCGCCAAUCCUACUACGGCGCAGCAUUUCCUGAUUCCUCAAUCGAUACCCUCCUUACUCGACCCAGAAGAUAUCGACUACUUGCGGGCGAAGGGUGUCUUCUCCUUGCCACCGUCAGACGUCUGCGAUGAGCUCUUGCGUUGCUACUUCCACCACAUCCACCCAAUCUUGCCUAUCCUCGAUGCCGACCGUCUUUUGAACGCCUAUGUAGAUGGCGGAGUGCAAAAGCUCAACCUUCUCUUGAUGUGGAGCAUAUUUUCGGUGGCCGUUAACUAUACCCGAGAUGAAGUAUGCCAACGAGCUGGCUUCCAAACCCGCCGAGAUAUGAAAAGAGCAGCACUCUCGCGAGCAAAGUGCAUGUAUGACAACGGCCGUGAACAAGAUAAGAUCGUACUCGUCCAAUCCACUCUACUCAUGUCGUUUUGGUACUCCGACACUGAAGAUCGCACCGAAUCCUGGCACUGGAUCGGCAUCGCUAUCAGCCUCGCGCAGACGAUGGGCUUCCACCGCAAUCCUGACUCCAGCCAGCGCAACAGCCGCCUCUCUGAGCGACAACGGCAGCUAUGGAGACGGCUCUGGUGGUGCUGUUUAUACCGAGAUAGGUGGCAAAGCUUUGGUGUUGGACGUCCCAUGCGCAUCGUGAUCGAAGACUGCGACACGCCGUCGCCCUCUGCAGAUGAUGUCCUCACCGAGGCAGAAGGCCUUUCUGACGCGGCGCGGAAGUUCAUUCCCCACGACCUCGUCCUUCUUACUAAAUACUGGAUCAUUCUCCUGGAGCUUACUGCUAGUUUGGGAAACAUUUUGGUUGGACAGUGGCGUCGACAGACACCAUUGUUAGACAUCAAGUCGGCAAACGCUCUGGAGCAAAAGCUUUCAACAACCAUGGGUUCGCUAUUCAGCGGACUUACUACUCCGGACUCGUCGUUUGCCUCCUUCUACGAAAGCCUUCUACGGCUACAUCAUUCGGCCGCUAUCAUAGCAUUGUUUAGGCCUUACGAUAAGGGGGAUGAGCAGCUGUGGGGUGCUUUUGGCAAAAAUGCGACGCAGAAGAUUAGAGAAGCGGCAUCGAAAAUAAACCUCACUCUUGACGCGAUCUUCAUUGCCGGCCUCACCAACUACAUUGGCCCCAUGGCAAUCCCUCUCAUCGUGCCCGCCAUGCACACACAUCUCCUCGACCUCCGCAGCCCCGAGAACUUAGUCCGACAGAUCGCAUCGAACAAGCUUGCCUUCUGCAUGACGGUGAUGGACGAGCUCAAGGUGCUCUAUCCCACUGCGAAUUUCAUCCAUGACAUCUUCGCUCGAGCGAAAUUGAAGAUCGAGAGCCAGCAAUCUCCGUCUGAAAUCCACGCACAACUUCAACGCAUACCAUUUGGUGCUCGCAUGUCUACUGAGUUCGAAACACCGCAGUCGAAUUUAGCUACCACCGCAGGAGAAUUACCACAUCUAUUUAUCGACUCGACUCUCUUUGAUUUCUGGGACCCAAAUUCUAUAUUUCCGUAUAACUUCUCCGACAUUCCUGAUGUGGAUAUGAAUGCGAGCCGAGCGGUGGGCUAUAACGAAUUCGAGGACACCUUUUCAAAUAUGUGGCAAAACGGGCAGAUGUGAGGCUGACGUCGGGUGCUGUAAGAAGGCUCGAAGACGACCUUGCGGACCUACGUUUAAGAGAGGACAGGGAAAGGCGCGUAUUCGAUGUGGGACAGAUCGACCCAUUUACUCAGGUACAGCUGCGCUAUUCACAUUAUAUUGCUUACGUUCCUUCGAGCUCUUUCGAUCUUACUAUAACGUGCAACACAAGCGAGCCGGCCACCUCAUCAACUCUCAACAGCUUUGAACGUAGAUUGCUCCACAACGCUAAUAGAUAUUAACUCAAUUUAACUUGCAG